GUGGAAGCAGCGAAGAAGUGGCAGACGGCGGAAGACAGCAGCUAGACGGGCCAAGCCUUGCAUUGACUGGCGCAUCCCGGCUGCGCACGGUCCAGACGAAUGGGCCCAAAAACUUGUACUGGUGAACGUGGUGGGCUGGCACGCUGGUUGGCUGUGGCUUUGUUUUGCGGGAAGACCUCCAUCACUUUUUACCUCAUCUACGGACUUUUCCCUGAUCCUGAUAAUUCUCUGUACCCGUCCGCACCACUUACACUCCUUUCUUCCGUACACAUCAGGGUUCUCCGGGAAGAGGUGUCAUCCGCAAACCACCUCCAAAAUGCUCGCCCUUAGAUCAAUUGCCGCUCCUGCGCAGCGCCAGGCCUUCCGCGCCGCUCCUCGCGCCGUGUCGGUUUCCUUCCAGAACCGUUUCUACUCUUCCCGCGUUGCCCAGUUCACCGGCCAGAAGGAUGCCAGCGGCAAGUACACUGUCUCCUUGAUCGAGGGUGAUGGCAUUGGUCCCGAGAUCGCCGUUGCCGUCAAGGACAUCUUCGCUGCCGCUCAGACGCCCAUUAACUGGGAGCCUAUCAACGUCGACCCCAUCCUCAAGGAUGGCAAGACCGCUAUUCCUGAUGCCGCCAUUGAGAGCAUCAGGCGCAACAAGAUUGCCCUCAAGGGUCCCCUCGCCACUCCCAUUGGCAAGGGCCACGUUUCCCUCAACCUGACCCUCCGCAGGACCUUCAACCUUUUCGCCAACCUGCGCCCUUGCCGCUCCGUUGCCGGCUUCAAGACCCCCUACGACGGCGUUGACACCGUCCUUAUCCGUGAAAACACCGAGGGCGAGUACUCUGGCAUUGAGCACGUCGUUGUCGAUGGUGUCGUCCAGUCCAUCAAGCUCAUCACCCGCGAGGCCUCCGAGCGUGUCCUCCGCUACGCUUUCGAGCAGGCCCGCGCUAUCAACCGCAAGAAGGUCCGCGUUGUCCACAAGGCCACCAUUAUGAAGAUGUCCGACGGCCUCUUCCUCAACACCGCCCGCGAGGUUGCCCAGGACUUCCCCGAUAUCGAGUUCGAUGCCGAGCUUCUCGACAACACCUGCCUCAAGAUGACCACCGACCCCACUCCCUACAACGACAAGGUUCUCGUCAUGCCCAACCUUUACGGUGACAUUCUCUCCGACAUGUGCGCCGGUCUCAUCGGUGGUCUCGGUCUCACCCCCUCCGGCAACAUCGGUGAUGAGUGCUCCAUCUUCGAGGCCGUCCACGGCUCCGCCCCCGAUAUUGCUGGCAAGGGUCUUGCCAACCCCACCGCUCUCCUUCUCUCCUCCAUGAUGAUGCUCCGUCACAUGGGUCUCAACGAGUACGCCGACAAGAUUGAGAAGGCUGCUUUCGACACCCUUGCUGAAGGCAAGGUUCUGACUGGUGAUCUUGGUGGCAAGGCCUCCACCAAGGAUUUCACUUCUGCUAUUAUCGACAGGCUAUGAUACCAUAACUUUUCCUGUAAUGCAUUUUCUUGGCUAGUAGGGUUCCUGUAGUAGACUGUAUCACAACGAUCUAUUCCCUUUGUUUAUAACCCCAAAUAACGGCGGUUCUUUUCGUUGAGAAAGUUGAAUUUUACAAAGGCGUUGAAGGUACCCAUCCUAAUCCUUCGAUGCCCUUUUAAAUUACUCUGCGUUGCGUGCUUGGCAGACUAGUUUGGGUGCCAGAUCUUUGGUCACUAUACUUCCUCUCCUCUGCUUGCGCAUACGUCACAUGUAUGUUUUCUAACCCUUAGACAUGAACCACUUCUUGGGGGAUCACAUGCGACGAGGUGAUCUGUUGUUCCCGGGACUUCUCGGUG
Molecule: messenger RNA, 1812 nt
Organism: Neurospora hispaniola
Lineage: Eukaryota; Fungi; Ascomycota; Sordariomycetes; Sordariales; Sordariaceae
Product: isocitrate dehydrogenase subunit 2 mitochondrial precursor
Exons: 5
Coding region: 317-1456 (379 amino acids)
Biological process (GO): tricarboxylic acid cycle; isocitrate metabolic process
Cellular component (GO): mitochondrion
Molecular function (GO): NAD binding; isocitrate dehydrogenase (NAD+) activity; magnesium ion binding
Source: RefSeq, a predicted model, not a curated record